Messenger RNA from Iphiclides podalirius (scarce swallowtail), 405 nucleotides. The record is from the annotation of a GenBank genome assembly. NCBI's taxonomy places the organism in Eukaryota, Metazoa, Arthropoda, Insecta, Lepidoptera, Papilionidae.
AUGCCGCUUCGUGGAUUGAUGCAGUUUGAAAUUAGAUAUUCCCUUCGUAUACGGAAUCGCCUUGCCUUGGACCUUGUCCUGUUGAGAAUACGAGAUUUGUCUGACUGCUUCCCGCGCGUUCGCCAUAUUGGUGCCGCGUUACGGCGCGCCACAGAGGAAAACGAGCGCGGUGGUUCCUUAUCGUCACCAAAAGUCAACAUCGUUAUGCGGAAAGCGCUUAGAUGCGAACCGUUUGGGCCGUUAGGUAGCCGUGAAAAAAUAUCCGCCGCGCCCGCCCACCGCGCCGCUGCCUUACGGUAUUUCGAACGUGCGAGUGGGACGGCGCGCGGCGGGACCGGCGCGUUAGAAAGAGCGCGCACGAUUCCCGCGCGUCCCGCUCAAAGCUCGCCGGUUGUUUGGCCUAAA